AUGAGGACAGUAACGAAAUUGUUACUGUUUGUUUUCAUGCGAGGAGCACUCACAGAUUCGCCUACAAUCGGCGGUAUUUUCUACCACGAUGACUAUGAUGCAAAGAUGGCUUUACAAGUGAGUGCAGAAAGGUUCGAUUUUAAAAAUACAAUAAUAGAAGUAUCCAGACGUGGUGCUAUUCUGGAGAUAAGUGAACACGUGUGUAAAAUUGCACAGGAAGGUGUAAUAGGUUUCAUAGACGGCACAGGCGGUCGUGCCACAGACCACGUCCAAGCAAUAUGCGACGUACUAGAAUUACCCCUCAUUGUGAUACAACAUAACGACCUUUACAGCAGAAACUGGUCUUUAAUCAAUUUAUACCCAAGCCCCAUUUCCUUCAACAUGGUUCUAGAAAAAUUAGUCACGGCGAAGAACUGGAACAACUUCACGAUACUGUACGAGAGAGGUCACAGCAUAGUGAAGGUGCAAGAUCUACUGAAACUCAGCAAUCCCAUUGAGCAUGAUUCGGUAUCAGUUAGGGAGCUUAGCGGCGACAACUAUCGGGAAGUUUUAAUAAACGCAAAACACAGUGGCUACACAAACUUCGUAGUUGAUUGUUCUUCAGAUAAACUCGAGCAAGUCCUUCGCCAAGCCCAGCAGGUUGGUCUAAUGGCAGACGAACAUUCAUACAUAUUCCUAUCCCCUGAUCUUUUCGCUCUAGACUUGAGUAGGUAUAGAUAUGGUGGGGUUAAUAUGACCGGUUUCCGUUUAAUAGAUUUAAAAAAUGAGCAGCUAUGGAAUUUCACGGCUCAGUAUAAUGAAUUCACCGGUUACACAAUUGAGUCUGAAAAUAUUAAAACGAAUGCCGUACUAAUACAUGAUGCUGUGCUGGUAUUCGCUAACGCUUGGUCCAAGAUUAAUUAUCUGAGACAGAAUGAAGUCCAGAAUCCUAUGAUGGCGGCGAGUUUGAAUUGUGAUACGCAUGAUUCGUGGAUCUAUGGAUCAACUUUGAUGGAUUUUAUGAAAACUGAUAAAGUGAAUGGUCUGUCAAGAUCCUUAAUCUUCGACGGUUUUGGACAGCGAAAUAAUGUCAAUUUCGAUAUUUUGGAAUUGACGCCAGCCGGAAAUCAGACGAUAGGACACUGGAUAAAUAAUCAAUUCAUUAUCUCUCGACCAAUAGUUCCUAACGCGAUAGAGAUAGCAGAAGAAACAAUAAUGAGAAACAAAACGUUUAAAGUAUUGAUUUCUACAACACCGCCAUAUGGAUAUAUGAAAGAAUCAAUAACCAAGCUUGAAGGCAAUGAUCGUUAUGAAGGCUUCACCAUUGACCUGAUAGAUAGGAUAGCAGAUAUAUUGGGUUUCAACUAUGAAUUUGAAGUUGAGGGCGAUUACGGAAGCUACAGUACAGAUACAAAGAAAUGGAGUGGAAUGGUGCUUAAGCUAAGGGAAGACAAAGCGGACUUCGCGAUUUGUGAUUUUACGAUGACAGCGGAGAGGCAAAACGGAAUAGAUUUCUCAAUUCCUUUCAUGUCGCUUGGCAUCGGGAUAUUAUACAAGGAGCCAAGUAAACAACCUCCCGAAAUGUUCUCAUUUAUGGCUGUCUUCUCUAAAGAGGUUUGGUACAACAUGGUCUUAGUCCAGUCAGCAUUAGGUGUGAUCAUGAUAUUCGUGGGUAGAAUCUCCCAGAAGGAAUGGCAAAAUCCUGUACCAUGCGAGGAGCAGCCAGAGGAAUUGAGCAACCAGUUCAGUCUUGCUAACUCCGUUUGGCUCAUCAUUGGAUCAGUUAUGCAGCAAGGAUCGGAAAUUGCACCCAUUGCUCUAGCUCCCAGAAUUAUUACAAGUGUGUGGUGGUUCUUCACGAUGGUGAUAGUAGCAUCGUAUGUUGGAACUCUGGUCGCCUUCCUUACAGUAGAAAAAAACGUAUUGCCUUUCCAAACGUUAGAAGAACUUUACAAUCAUAAGUCCAUUGCGUAUGGUUGUAAAAGCAAAGGAUCCACUAAACAGUUUUUUAAGGAGUCAACAAAUCCAAUUCACCAGAAAAUGUACCAAAAGAUGUAUUCAAAAGGUUGGCUGGUGCCAGAGAAUGAUGUCGGCGUAGAAUUAGUAGAAAACUCAACCUAUGCCUUGUUCAUGGAAUCGACAUCUAUUGAAUACACGAAGGAAAGGCACUGCGAUCUACUUCAAGUGGGCGGAUUGUUGGAUUCCAAGAGCUAUGGAAUUGGUAUGAAGAAAGGUUCACCAUAUAGGUUUUAUAUAAACGAUGCUUUGAUAAAGCUUAAAGAAGGCGGUGAAAUUCAAAAGUUGAAAGAUCUGUGGUGGAAAGAGAAACGAGGAGGAGGAAAAUGCGGGGAAAAACAAGACGAAGCGCAGAAACAAUUGGGAAUGAAGAAUAUGCUGGGAGCUUUCGUAGUUCUUGGGGUUGGGUGCUGCAUCGGUCUCGUUAUAUCUACUCUGGACAUGCUCUGGGGAGUUUUCAAACGUUCUGUCAAAUACAAUACAACUUUCAAGUACGAAUUAAUAGAAGAGUUGAAGUUUGCUCUUAAAUUCAGCGGGGACAUAAAACCUGUGAAGCGACCACCGAAAUCUAACGACAGUUCUGAAGCCCUAGCGGAACUCGAAGGGAAAGAUGAAGUGAAGUCUCUGAGGUCUUUUAGAUCUGGUCGUUCUACGGAUACCAGAAAAACUGCUCACUCGCAUAGCUCCAAACAUUCGUCUGGUGGUCUAAGUGUUGCCUUUGCGAGACGACGAGAAUAUCUUUAG
Molecule: messenger RNA, 2739 nt
Organism: Leptosia nina
Lineage: Eukaryota; Metazoa; Arthropoda; Insecta; Lepidoptera; Pieridae
Source: the annotation of a GenBank genome assembly